Suncus etruscus (white-toothed pygmy shrew) is the source of this 7925-nucleotide messenger RNA. RefSeq names its product stabilin 1 (gene STAB1). NCBI's taxonomy places the organism in Eukaryota, Metazoa, Chordata, Mammalia, Eulipotyphla, Soricidae. Gene Ontology annotation, biological process: cell adhesion. The transcript is spliced from 69 exons. Bases 59 to 7753 code for a protein of 2564 amino acids. The record is from RefSeq and is a predicted model, not a curated record. Gene Ontology annotation, molecular function: hyaluronic acid binding; calcium ion binding.
GCCGGUUCCCCACACGGGCCCUCUCUACCCUGGACACUGCGCCUGGCAGCCACCGGCCAUGCCGGGCAGUUGGGGCCUCUCGCUCUGCGUCCUCGCCUUCUGCCUGGCAGGCCCCAGCUUUGUCAGGAGCCAGAAGGCACAGUCCAAGCGCUGCGAUGUGAAGACCAAGCUUGUCACCCACACACCCUGUACCGCGUGUCCUGCCAUCAAGAAGCGGGUGUGUCCGCCUGGUUGGAUCCGACAGUUCCCACUGAAGAUCUCCCAGGAUUGCAGCUAUGAAGUGCAACUGGGGGAUGGGCUGGUGACCAUGAGUGGCUGCAGCAUGGAGUGCUGGAAGGACAUGGUACAGAAGGCCUGCUGCCCCGGCUACUGGGGGUCCCAGUGCUACGACUGUCCCGGGGGUGCCAAGAACCCGUGCAACGGCCAUGGGACCUGCCUGGAUGGGCUAAACAGGAACGGAACCUGCAUAUGCCAGGAAAACUUCGGGGGAACAGCCUGCCAAGAGUGCCGGGACCCCAACCACUUUGGGCCUGACUGCCAGUCAAAAUGCAACUGUGUGCAUGGAGUAUGCAACCGUGGGCCACUGGGGGAUGGCUCCUGCCGCUGCUCUGCUGGCUACACUGGACCCCACUGUGACCAAGUGUUACCUGUGUGCCGGGACCUGAACUGCCCCCAGAACUCGGAGUGUUCUGCCGAGUCCCCCUCCUGCAGCUGCCUGCCUGGUUAUACCCAGGAAAAGACAGAAUGCCAAGCCCUUGAUCCCUGCUGGCCAUCACCCUGCUCCCCUCUGGCCAAGUGCUCCAAGAGCCCGCAGGGGCAGGCACAGUGCCGCUGUCCUGACAACUACCACGGCGACGGGAAAGUGUGUCUGCCCCAUGACCCCUGCACCGUCAACUAUGGUGGCUGCCCCAGUGACUCCACCGUGUGCCUGUACCAGAAGCCGGGCAAGUCUUCCUGUGCAUGUAAGCCUGGCUUGCUCAGCAUUGCCCGGAACGCCUCUGCCGGCUGCUUCGCCUCCUGCUCCCCGCACAGCUGUGACCGCUCAGCCACCUGCAAGGUGACCCCUGAAGGGAAGAUCAGCUGUGUGUGCAAGGAGGGGGAAGUGGGGGACGGGCGCGCCUGCUACGGGCACCUGCUCCAUGAAGUCCAGAAGACCGGCCAGAUCGGCAUGGUGUUCCUGCGGUUGAGGCUCGCCUACACCAUGCUGGAGCAAGGCUGCCAGGAGCUGCUCACCAAUUCCGGGCCCUUCACGGUGCUCGUGCCGACGGUCUACGACCCCUCCAAGAGCGUGAACGCCUCCCUGGCACGCCAGCUCUGCCGGCAGCAAGUCAUCGCAGGGCAGCACUUGCUGGAGGACCCCAGGACCCAGAACGCACGCAGGUUGUGGACACUGGCGGGGCAGCAGAUCACCAUCAUCUUCAACCGCUUUCUGCAAAAGUACACGUACACGUAUAGUGACCAGCCGCAGCAGACCUUCACCGUCCAGACCACCAACCUCCCCGCCGCCAACGGCGUCUUUCACCUGGUCACCCCUCUGCGGUGGCAGCCCCCACCCACAGUGCUGCAGGACCACAAAAGAACCAUCGGCCAGAUCCUCGCUUCCACAGAGGCCUUCAGCAGAUUUGAGACCAUCCUGGAGAACUGUGGUCUGCCCUCCAUCCUGGAUGGGGCCGGCCCCUUCACAGUCUUCGUCCCCAGCAACGAGGCCGUGGACAGCCUGCGUGACGGCCGCCUCAUCUACCUCUUCACAGCAGGUCUGUCCAAGCUGCAGGAGCUGGUGAAGUUCCACAUCUCCAACCAGGGCCAGCUGACUGUGGACAAGAUCGUCUCCAAGGGCCGGAUUCUCACCGUGGCCAACCAAAUCUUGAUGGUGAACAUUUCAGAGGAGGGACGCAUCCUGCUGGGACCGGAGGGGGUCCCGCUGCAGAAGGUGGACAUUCUGGCCGCCAACGGUGUCAUCCACAUGCUGGAUGGCGUGCUGCUGCCACCCACCAUCCUGCCCAUCCUGCCCAAACACUGCGACGAGGAGCGGCACCAGAUUGUGGAGGGCUCCUGUGUGGACUGCCAAGCCCUAAACACGAGCACGUGCCCCGAAAACAGUGUGAAGCUGGACCUCAUGUUCAAGGAGUGCGUCUACAUCCAUGAUCCCACAGGGCUCAACGUCCUCAAGAAGGGCUGCGCCAUCCACUGCAACCAGACUGUGCAGAAACCCGGCUGCUGCAAAGGAUUCUUUGGGCCUGACUGUGCACAGUGUCCUGGGGGCUUCUCCAACCCCUGUUAUGGUAAAGGCAAUUGCAAUGAUGGGAUCCAGGGCAAUGGGGCCUGCGUCUGCUUCCCAGACUUCAAGGGCCUCGCCUGCCACAUCUGCUCCAAUCCCAACAAGCACGGCGAGGAAUGCCAGGAAGACUGUGGCUGCAUCCACGGAAUCUGUGACAACCGUCCUGGCAGCGGGGGUGUGUGCCAGCAAGGAACGUGCACCUCUGGUUUCAGUGGUCGCUUCUGCAACGAGUCCACGCAAAGCUGUGGACCCUCGGAGCAGACCCAGAACUGUGACCCGAAUGCCCGCUGCGUCAGCCAGGGGGGUGUGGACAGGUGUGUCUGUCUGGAUGGUUUUAAGGGUGACGGAUUCUCCUGUACACCUCACAGUCCCUGCUCCCUCCCGGACCGUGGCGGCUGCUCCGAGAACGCGGAGUGUGUCCCUGGGGCCUCUGGCACCCACAACUGCACCUGUCACAAAGGCUGGACUGGGGAUGGCCGGGUCUGCGUAGCCAUCGAUGAGUGUGAGCUGGACGCACGGGGCGGCUGCCAUGCUGAUGCACUCUGCAGCUAUGUGGGACCUGGGCAGAGCCGGUGCACCUGCAAGUUGGGCUUUGCAGGGGAUGGUUACACCUGCAGCCCCAUCGAUCCCUGCCGGGCUGGUAACGGUGGCUGCCAUGACUUGGCUACCUGCCGGACAGUGGGGGGCGGCCAGAGAGUCUGCACGUGCCCCGCUGGCUAUGGCGGUGAUGGUCUCAGCUGCUAUGGAGACAUCUUCCGGGAGCUGGAAGCAAAUGCCCACUUCUCUGUCUUCUACAAAUGGGUGAAGGAUGCUGGCAUCACUCUCCCCGCCGACGGCCGUGUCACCGCACUGGUGCCUUCUGAGUCUGCCAUCCGUAGGCUGAGCUCCGAGGACCAGGCCUUCUGGCUGCAGCCCAGAACACUGCCACAGCUGGUCAGGGCCCAUUUUCUCCAGGGUGCCCUGUCUGAGGAGGACUUGGCCCAGCUGGGUGGGCAGAAAGUGGCUACCCUGAGCCCCACCAUCCGCUGGGAGAUCCGCAACAUUAGCGGGAGGGUCUGGGUGCACAAUGCCAGUGUGGACGUGGCCGACCUCCUCGCCACCAACGGUGUCCUGCACAUUCUCAGCCAGGUCCUCUUGCCUCCCAGAGAAGACGUACCAGCCAGGCAGGGACUGUUGCAGCAGCUGAACUUGGUGCCUGCCUUCCACCUCUUUGGCAAGCUGCUGCAGCGCCAUGGACUGGUGUCCAAGAUUGAAGCUGCCACUGCCUAUACCAUCUUUGUGCCUACCAACCACUCACUGGAAGCCUAUGACAACAGCAGCAGUCUGGAUGCCGACACCGUGCGCCACCAUGUGAUUCUGGGCGAGGCACUAUCCACAGAGACGCUGCAGAGGGGCGGUCAUCGCAACUCCCUGCUGGGCCCCAGCCACUGGCUUGUCUUCUACAACCACAGUAGCCAGCCGGAGGUGAACCACGUACCCCUGGAAGGCCCUGUGCUGGAGUCCCCUGGCUGCUCCCUCUAUGGCCUUUCGGGAGUUCUAACAGUGGGUUCAAGUCGUUGUCUCCAAAGCCACGCGGAGGCCCUGAGGGAGAAAUGUGUCAACUGCUCGCGGAAGUUCCGCUGCACUCGGGGCUACCAGCUGGAGAACACCCCCCAGAAGAGCUGCAUGUUCCGGUCUGGCUACUCCUUCUCCCGGGGCUGCUCGUACACCUGUGCCCGGAAGAUCAAGGUGCCCGACUGCUGUCCCGGCUUCUUCGGGGUGCUGUGUGAGCCAUGCCCUGGGGGCCUCGGAGGCGUGUGCUCAGGCCAUGGGCAGUGCCAGGACAGGCUCCUGGGCAACGGGGAGUGCCGCUGCCGCGAGGGCUUCCACGGGACAGCCUGUGAGAUGUGCGAGGUGGGUCGCUACGGGCCCAACUGCACCGGAGAGUGUCGCUGUGCCCAUGGGCUGUGCCAGGAGGGACUACAAGGGAACGGGAGAUGUGUCUGUGACGUGGGCUGGCAGGGUCUCCGCUGUGACGAGAAGAUCAGCAGCGUUCAGUGCCCACAGUGCGAUGCCAACGCCAACUGCCUCCAGGUCUCAGGGGCAGACCCCGUGUGUGUCUGUGCUGCGGGUUAUUCCGGCAAUGGCACCUUCUGCUCAGAGGUGGACCCCUGUGCCCACAAUCGCGGGGGCUGCUCUCCCCAUGCCAACUGCACCAAGGUGGCACCCGGACAGCGGACAUGUACCUGCCAGGAUGGCUACUCGGGUGAUGGGGAGCUGUGUCAGGAAGUUAACAACUGUCUUAACCACAAUGGGGGCUGCCAUGAACACGCAGCCUGCAUCCCCGUCGGCCCCCAGCAGGUCUCCUGCAACUGUCGCGAUGGAUACAGUGGGGACGGCAUCAAGACCUGCAAGCUCCUGGACCCCUGCACCCAGCGGAAUGGGGGCUGCAGCCCCUACGCCAUGUGCAAGAGCACGGGAGAUGGCGAGAGGACCUGCACCUGCAACCCAGCCCAAACUGUUGGGGAUGGUUUCACCUGCCGUGCCCGAGUCAGCCUGGAGCUCCUGCGAGACAGCCAAGCCUUGUUCUUCAGUCUUCACCUCUUGGAAUACAAGGAGCUCAAGGGAGAUGGGCCCUUCACGAUCUUUGUGCCCCACGCAGGUGUCCUGGCCAACCUGUCACAGGACGAGCUGACCCGCAUUCGGGCUCAGCGCUCCCUCGUGUUCCGCUACCACGUGGUGGGCUGCCGGAGGCUCCGCAGCCAGGACCUGCUGCAGGAGGGCUACGCCACGGCGCUCUCGGGCCACUCGCUGCGCUUCAGCGAACGGGAGGGCAGCAUUUACAUCAAUGAGUACGCCCGUGUGGUGAACAGUGACCAGGAGGCCGUGAACGGUGUCCUGCACUUCAUCGACCGUGUCCUGCUGCCACCCGAAGCCCUGCACUGGGAGCCCAGGACAGCGCCCACCCCGAGGAGAAAUGUCACUGCUGCUGCGGAGAGCUUUGGGUACAAGAUCUUCAGCGGCCUUGUGAAGAAAGCCGGCCUCCUGCCCAUGCUGCGUGAUGGUUUCCAUAGGCCCCUGACCAUGCUGUGGCCCACAGACUUGGCCCUGAAGGCACUGCCGCCAGAUCGGCAGGCCUGGCUGUACCACGAGGACCACCGUGACAAGCUGGCAGCCAUCCUGCGGGGUCAUGUGAUCCGCAACGUCGAGGCUUUGGCAUCUGACCUGCCCAACCUGGGUUCCCUCCGGACCAUGCACGGGACCCCCAUCUCCUUCUCCUGCAGUCGAGCUCGGCCGGGUGAGCUCCUGGUGGGAGAGGAUGAAGCCCGCAUUGUGCAGAGGUACCUGCCCUUCGACGGUGGCCUGGCCUAUGGCAUCGACCAACUGCUGGAACCCCCUGGCCUUGGUGCCCGCUGUGACCGCUUUGAGACUCUGCUGCUGCGAUUGGACUGCAGUAUCUGCGGGAUGGAGCCACCAUGUCCUGAGGGUUCCCAGGAGCAGGGCAGCCCCGAGACCUGCUUGCGCUUCUUCUCCAAGUUCUGGUCAGCGCCGCCACUCCACUCACAGGGCAUGCGCAGUACUUGGGCCCGACCCAAGUUCUGGGACCUGGGAAGGGGUUGCCAUCGCAAUUGUGUCACCACCAGCUGGAAGCCCAGCUGUUGCUCCGGCCACUAUGGCAGCAGUUGUCGAGCUUGCCCAGGUGGUGCCAGCAGGCCCUGUAACAAACAUGGUGUGUGUCUGGAUGGCAUGAGUGGCAGCGGGCAGUGCAAGUGCCUUCCAGGAUUUGAGGGCACAGCGUGUGAACUCUGUGCCCCGGGGUACUUUGGACCCUAUUGCCAAGCCUGUGCCUGCACCUCCCACGGCACCUGUGAUGAGGGCAUUGGGGGCUCUGGCUCCUGCUUCUGCCUCGAGGGCUGGACAGGGUCUCGCUGUGAGGUACAGCUGAAGUUGCAGCCUGUAUGCACCCCACCCUGCGCACCCCAGGCUGUGUGUCGUGUGGGCAACUCCUGCGAGUGCAACCUGGGUUACGAAGGGGAUGGCCACCAGUGCACAGUGGCGAAUCUGUGCCAGGACGGGAAUGGUGGUUGCAGCCAGCAUGCCACCUGCAGCCAGAACGGAACGGCUGUCACCUGCACCUGCCUGCCUGACUAUGAGGGUGAUGGCUGGAGCUGCCGAGGCAGAGACCCCUGCGCCGAUGGGCAGCGAGGGGGCUGCAGCGAGCAUGCCGACUGCUUGAGCACUGGCCCGAACUCACGGCGCUGUACGUGCCACGCUGGCUAUGUGGGCGAUGGGCUGCAUUGUGUGGGGGAACCCCAGCCGCCUGUGGACCGCUGCCUGAGCCAACCCCGCCCGUGCCAUUCAGACGCCAUCUGCACGGACCUGCACUUUCAGGAGAAGCGGGCCGGCGUCUUCCACCUGCAGGCUCCCAGCGGCCCCUACGGCCUCAACUUCUCCGAGGCCGAGGCGGCCUGCGGCGCCCAGGGAGCGGCCCUGGCUUCCCUCCAGCAGCUGUCCGCGGCCCAGCAGCUGGGCUUCCACCAGUGCCUGGUGGGCUGGCUGGCCAACGGCUCGGCGGCCCACCCCGUGGUGUCUCCCGCGCCCGACUGCGGCAACGGCCAGGUGGGCAUCGUCAGCCUGGGGCACCGGCAGAACCGCUCGGAGCGCUGGGACGCCUUCUGCUACCGCCUGACAGACGUGUCCUGCCAGUGCCGAGGCGGCUUCGUGGGCGACGGCACCAGCACGUGCAACGGGAAGCUGCUCGACGUGCUGGCCGCCACCGCCAACUUCUCCACCUUCUACGGGAUGCUGCUGAGCUACGCCAACGCCACCCCCAGGGGCCUGGCCUUCCUGGACUUCCUGGACCUCGAGCGCCCCUACAAGACGCUCUUCGUGCCCAUCAACGAAGGCUUCAAGGACAACAUGACGCUGAGCGGCCCCGACCUGGAGCUGCACGCCUCCAACGCCACCUUCCUCAGUGCCAACGCCAGCCGGGCCACCUCGCUCCCUGCCCACUCGGGCCUCAGCCUCGUGGUCGGGGACGCGGGCGCCAACAGCUCCUGGGCCCCUGCGGCCCCAGGGACGGUGGUGGUCAACCACGUCAUCGUGUGGGACAUCAUGGCCUUCAAUGGCAUCAUCCACGCGCUGGCCAGCCCCCUCCUGGCGCCCCCACAACCUCGGGCUGUGGUGGCACCUGAGGCCCCACCCGUGGCAGCAGGCGUCGGGUCUGUGCUAGCUGUCGGGGCCCUGCUGGGCCUCGUGGCUGGAGCCUUCUACCUCCGGGCCCGAGGCAAGACCACGGGGUUUGGCUUCUCCUCGUUCCAGGUGGAAGAAGACGCCAAGGAUGACUUCUCCCCGUGGCAGGAGGGGACCAGCCCCACCCUGGUCUCGGUCCCCAACCCUGUGUACGGCAGCCACGAUGCUUUUGGGGAGCCCUUUGAUGACUCACUUCUAGAGGACAACUUCCCGGACACCCAGAGGAUCCUCGAGGUCAAGUGAGGGUACUGGACAGAGGAGAGGUGGCACAGGCACAGAGCAAGCGAGCGAGGGAGCGAGAGCACUUUUAUUGCCCAAGUGGACAGAUGCCAGUGUGUGUUCAUGUUGUGUACGUGUGACGAAUAAAGGCGUCCUCAGCGGAUGUGGGCCAUGUCGCUGAGGAAGGGGGUCUUCA